UAAUGUAAUUGUUUAUUUAAAGAAAGCUGGCGGUCGGAAAAGACCAAGACUACUGCGUGUAUGUAUGUAUGUGUGUGUGUGUGUGUGUGUGUGUGUGUGUGCACGCGUAAUACACACAUGUAAAAAAAAAUCGUAAAUCCUUUAACCUCCCCCUCCCGUCCCCCUCCCUUAGGCCAGCAGGAGGACGAGGCCCUUGCGUCGCCCUCCUCGCCGCUGCUCUGGACGGUCCGCAGCCGCGUGCGGUUACGAGUGCGGGUGGAGGACGACGGGCAGCGGUACACAUGCCGCGCCCUCCAGAUCACUCCCGAACUUGACGAGAGCCAAGACAAUGUUGCUCCUCCAAGCUGGAACUCGACCAACACCGCGGAUGAGGCGCAGGAGAUUGGGCCGUCGCGUGUGCAAGCCGGGACGCGAGAAGACGGGGACACAAUGGCUUCGAGGGGAGACUCCGCUAAUUCCUCGCAACUUUCGCCGGCCUCUUCUCAAGAUGCGGGGGGGGCUUCUCCGGGAGGAUCUGUGCCCUUGGAAGUUAGCGUCGUUGUCUCGGUGUUGUACCCGCCGAGCCGCCCCGCCAUCACAGGCUACGACGAAGGACACGCGCUUUCCGAAGGCGAUACCCUCAACCUCACCUGCGCCGUGGGGGCCGCCAACCCCCGCCCUCGCCUGUCGUGGCACAAGAACGGCCUUCGGAUAAGCCCAAAGGAUACGACAGAAGAAGUCGUUCUCAAUGCGCCGAGUACGGGCCUGAGCCUCACGCAGGCGGUGACGGCGACGCGGCAGGAGGACGGCGCCGUGUACGAGUGCCGGGUCAACACCUCCCUUUUCUCGCGUCCUUUGGCCUCCGACGUGACGCUCAGUGUGCAGUAUCCGCCAAGCAACGUGACAAUGACAGGCCCCCAGGUGGUGGGAUCUGGCAACAGUGUCACCUUCACCUGCGUCACGUCACCUGCAAAUCCACCUGCUAAUGUGACCUGGACUAUUCACGGGUCACUGAACAAGAAGAGCAAAUCAGCUGUGAGCAGAGGACCAGAAGGAGGCUGGGUCACGACCUCUACGUUGACCUAUCGCGUUGCAAGGUCAAGUAAUGAGCUGGUUGUUCGUUGCAUGGCAAGAAAUGCAGCUUCUUCCUCCCCCGUUACUACGAGUAAAUCAGUUCAGGUUAUCAAGACCCCGAAGCCUCCGGUGGUAGAGGCAGACAUGAAGGGCACGGUGGUUGCAGGCACUGUCCUUGACCUGACCUGCACCACCCACGGAGGUCACCCGCCACGCCAGGUCAAGAUGUUCAAAGGCGAAGAACAAAUGGACAUCGAAGUGGAGGAAGACGAGAACGUGACUGUGGCCCACACCGCCAUCACCGUAGAACCUUCAGACAACAAAGCCAAGAUCCUGUGCGAGGUUCAGAACCCAGCGUCUCAAGAACCACUUACUGGACACACGACGAUCAGCUUGUUUUUUCCAGCGUGGGAGGUCAAAGGUUGGGUCAGUCCUCGGAGUGUCGAGGUGAAGGAGGAGGUCACCCUCGGCUGUGAGACAUCGCCUAGUAUCCCACCCUCGACUGUGACCUGGCACUCGGGAGGUGCCACUCUGGAGGGUGCCACCACGAGGCAGUAUCCGGGCAAAUAUGGUGGAACUGUUACUAGCUCGGAAUUGCGUGUGAGGCCGCUUGCAGAUGACAACGGACGCGUGUUUUCGUGCAAUGCAAACAACGGCCUCGGGGUCACCGUAUCUGCAGAUCUGGUCAUUGACGUCUUACACGGACCUCGGUGGGUUGAAGUUCCCUCCCCUGUGCUAGAUGUCGAGGAAGGCAGGGACAUCAUCAUCAGUGCAAUUGCAAUGGCUAAUCCUCCCCCAGUCAGGUACAAUUGGCGUCGCGGUGAAGUCGACCUGCUCAGCACAGGCAUCAGCGGAGGAGAGUUAAGACUAUACAGUAUAUCCAGGAGUCACUCAGCUAAUUACACUGUGACUGCUACAAGCGCCAGAGGGUCGGAGAGUUAUGCAUUUUUCAUCAAUGUGUUGUGUUUUGUGUAUCAUGAGUCGAUAGAAAUUGAUAGCGAAUUAUGCUGGAUCAACAUGCAGGAGAAUCCAAAUAGAGUGAUCUACAAAUUAAUUAAUGGAAUUAUGAUAGCAAAAAAAAUCAAGAAUCCUAUAUUCAGAGAUAAUCUCCAUUUACGAGUUGUUCAAAGUUCAUCUCCAUCUACCACGCUGCGAAUGAACCGUAAUUUAGUCCGGAAUAAAAUAAAUAAAAUUAAAAAAUACAAAUCUCCUUCAUUUGAACCACGCCGGGCUUUUCGAGUUCUCAGUGUAUUCGAGUAUCUGUUAAUUCCGGGUUAUGUCUUUCCCACCUUCCCUGUCCAUAGCUAUGGAACUUUCACCCUUAUACUGUGCUGGAAGAAGGCCAAAGGGGAUAUCAAUAAUUGCUGA
This is a messenger RNA of Penaeus monodon (black tiger shrimp), 2421 nucleotides long. RefSeq names its product nephrin-like. The coding region runs from base 430 to 2421 and encodes 663 amino acids. NCBI's taxonomy places the organism in Eukaryota, Metazoa, Arthropoda, Malacostraca, Decapoda, Penaeidae. Gene Ontology annotation, cellular component: cell-cell junction. Gene Ontology annotation, molecular function: cell adhesion molecule binding. The transcript has 13 exons. Gene Ontology annotation, biological process: cell-cell adhesion. The record is from RefSeq and is a predicted model, not a curated record.